Prorocentrum cordatum is the source of this 1467-nucleotide messenger RNA. The record is from the annotation of a GenBank genome assembly. NCBI's taxonomy places the organism in Eukaryota, Dinophyceae, Prorocentrales, Prorocentraceae.
AUGGCUGGGGUCGGCUCCAUCCCUGCGGAGGCUUGUGCAAGACUCGGGCCUGUGUGGGCUCUGUCCGGCGACAUCGGGAAGAGGGCCGUGAUGAGGCAGGCGGCGAGGAACGCGCGCAGCUGCGCGGCCCACACGCGCGGCCGCACGUUCGACGCGCUGCGGUGGGACGCUGGGCUGCUGGCCCUGCGGUCGGGCUCUGUGGACAAGGUGGUCACCGACUACCCCUGGGGCAACAGGACCAAGGCGGACCCGCUGCUCCUGCCCAGAGCCCUUCGGGAGAUCGCCCGGGUGCUCCGCGCGGGCGGCGUCGCCGUGAUCUUGCUGCUCCGGACGUCGGCUGACCGCCUCGCGCGCGACGCCUGCGGCCUGGAGCUGGCGGAGCGCCUCGACGUGGCUGUGAGCGGCUGGCCUGUGGCGGUGGUCAAGCUGCGGAAGCCUUUCCAGGAGGCUGCAGGGGCGACUCAGGAGGCAAUUGUUGCCCAGACAACGAGCAUCUGUUGCGCAGUGAGGAUCGACGAGCGGUUGUCUGGCGUCAGCCUGGCGGAGGUGCUCAUGGAGGCCUGGCCACAGUUCGUGCCCAAUCAGUCCAGCGCCCGCCGUGCAGUGAUGCAUCGGAGAGUAUGCCUCGCUUCUUGUCCGUCGACAAAGCUGUGGUGGCGCAACACGCCCCCGCUCGGCGAGCGAGUGGUGUUGCGCCCUGUCUUCCCCGGGGCAUCCUUCCAGACCGUGGGCGCGGACCAGCGGUCGAAGCUGCAGGUGCUUUGGGAAACCGACGAGUGGCUGGCUGUGGUGAAGCCAGCUGGCAUGGCCGUGCUCUCUGGCCCCCGGUCGCUCGCGAACGAGAUUCGCAUACUACAGGGCAAACAGGGCUUAGAGGAGAGCCCUCCCUGGACGGUUGCCUUCGACGGCGACGCGCGUGUGGGCGGGGCCUGGCUAGUGGCGAAAGGCCCCUUGUCCGCCCUGGCACUCCUGGAUGGGGAGGCGCGCGUCAUGCUGGAGUGGCGAGCGGUGUUGCGCGGACGCCCCAGGGCCAUCCCUGGCCUUGAGCUCCGGACGGUGCGGGAAGCGCCAUCAGUGCGCUACAGAAGCAUCACCGAGGUGAGCUUCGUGCUCGACAGCGCGGACACCACAGAGUGGCGCGAGACGGCAGCCGCUGCUGGCAACCCCGUGGUGGGCGACCGGCCGCACUGCGACGGGCCCGCGCCCUGCGUGUGGAUCAGCGGCGCCAGGGUGGCGGCGAGCCCCGCGGCCGCGACUCUGGAGGCACCGGCCGGCGAGGUGGCAGUCGCCGCGGAGCCAGAGAGGUUCGGCAAGCUCUUCGAGAAGGAGGCGCUCGUGUGCUCAUACGCGGAGCGGGGGAUGCUGCUGGGCUAUCCGUUGGAGAUGCACCUGCGAAACCAGGAGGAGGACGACAAGGAGGAGCAGAAGAAGGCGGCACUGGCUGCCAGCAGCGCUGUACACUCAUGA